Messenger RNA from Phoenix dactylifera (date palm), 2894 nucleotides. The record is from RefSeq and is a predicted model, not a curated record. NCBI's taxonomy places the organism in Eukaryota, Viridiplantae, Streptophyta, Magnoliopsida, Arecales, Arecaceae.
ACUGAUCCUCGGAGUAUCCGACGGACAAUAGCCCAGCUGUUGUGGAGCGCGAAGCGGCGUGGACCGUAAGAUCGCCUGUGAAAGGUAACGUGGGCGUCUCCCUGCCGUUCCUUUUUACCCCGAUCCCCCUCGCGGCCCUUUCCGGCUUCUGAAACGAAGUCGCCGCCAUUUCCUUCCUACCUCAGUUCGUCCUCCUCCGCUCCUCGGAAGCGGUUCCCAGCUCCGGCGACUUCCGCCACCGAUCGCGGAGGUCUUUUUGCCCGCCGAUCGAGCUAGGGUUUCGGCAGGGGGGUUCUUGGUUCUGUCUUCGAGCUGGAGGGAGGAAGAACAAGCCUAGGGUUCUUUUGCGGCGAUUUGUGGUGUGAUCUAAUGGACGCGGCAGCCAAACCAGAGAAGGCUAUUGAAGAUGCUAUGAAAAAUCUGAAGAUAGACCUACCACCAAAAGCCAGCAAUGUCAAGAUGUGUGGCCUUAAAGAUGCAAGCCCCUCUGAUUCAACAUCUUGCAUCUCCUCGGAGGAUGCAACGAGCAGUAUCAAAGAAAGUGAGGUGGACCAGAAAGCUCUGGUGGGCGAUCAGUGCAUGUAUUACUAUGGAUACUACUAUCCAGGUUUGGCUCUUAUCCUAUGUGUUUUAUCAGCUUUUGAGAGAUAUAUUUUUCCCUUGUCUGAUGGUAGAGCAGGCACAGGGUUUAAUGGGUCGUUUGGAGAAUGGGAUGACCAAAGUUACCUUUUGGGAUCUGAUGGCUUAGAAAUGCAGCCUCCUGCCGUUCAAGCAGAUAAUGGAUCCUUUGUAUACUAUAUGCCAGGCAUUCAACCUGGAUAUACUUCUUACAGCACAUUCUUACCUGGAGCUAUGGUCGGUGUUGAUGGACAGUACUUGAGUCAACAGCCAUAUUACCCAACUCCUAUAAUCCCUCAACCACUUGCAUCUCCAGGGCCUGUCCCUCAACCAGUUUCUUAUGGACCUGAGCUGGUUCCUGCAUAUCCAUGGGAUCCAUCUCUUCUUUUUCCAGGUGCACUCCAAGGAAAAACAAUUAACGGGAAUCCAUCAAAUCCAUGUAGCAAGCCUAAUUUCUCUUCCCAGAGCCACACACUUGCCCAUUCAAAAGCUUCACCAACCACAACAUCUACCUCAGAAACAAAAGGAUCCUCACCAGCAUUAGAUGUGUCACUGACUCCUGCAGUACGGGGUCAACCUUUGAAGCAGGCGAAUAAGGUUGCUGCUGCUGUUCUAUCCAAAGGUUAUCUUCCCAUAAACAAGUUUGCUUCGUACACUAACCAAGGGAAAGGAGGCCUGCUGUAUCCAAGCAGCUCCAUUAAUUUGAAAGAAGAUGGAAGAAGUUUGGUUGGCAGCGAGAAGCUGAAAGCAAGAAACAAGCUACAUGGCCUUGGCGAUUUUGAUUUGCUAAAUGAACAGAACCGUGGUCCAAGAACAAAUAGCUCCAAAAGUUCUUGGAACUCUGAGGUUGCACCAGUUGGAUCUCUCACUGCUGAGAAGAAUCAGAACAGUAGCAUCUCAAUUUCUGCUAUUGUAAAUAAAGAUGACUUUAACCAUCCUGAUUUUCCUACAAAGUAUGAUCAUGCUUUGUUUUAUGUGAUAAAAUCAUACAGUGAAGAUGACAUUCACAAGAGUAUUAAGUAUAAUGUAUGGGCAAGCACUUCAAAUGGAAAUCAAAGGCUUGACAAUGCUUUUCAAGUUGCACAGGAGAAGAUGGCAGGAAAUGGUAGCAAGUGUCCUGUGUUUCUUUUCUUUUCUGUUAACGCAAGUGGUCAGUUUUGUGGUGUAGCUGAAAUGAUUGGUCGAGUAGAUUUUGGCAAGAACAUGGAUUUUUGGCAACAAGACAAGUGGAACGGGUUUUUCCCAGUAAAGUGGCACAUAAUAAAGGAUGUUCCGAAUCGACAGUUUCGUCAUAUAAUAUUGGAGAACAAUGACAACAAGCCUGUUACAAAUAGCAGAGAUGCACAAGAGGUGAAAUUUCCCCAAGGUACUGAGAUGUUGAACAUUUUUAAGAGCUAUUCCUCAAAGGCUUCCAUACUGGAUGACUUUGGCUUUUAUGAGAAUCGGCAGAAAGGCAUGCAGGAGAAAAGGAGCAAGCAACCUACUCCAAAUUUGGUUCUUUCAAUGCCAAAAGCUGAUGAAUUGGCCCAAUUUGCAAAGCAAGGUGAUCCAAAGUUUGAAGUUUCGAGUCCCCAGUUGACAGAGAUGGCUGCCGGAAAGACCAAGGAAGAUCAAACAAUGGUGGUUGCAGCGAAGUAACAGCUGAAGGAUGCCUGUCUAAAUGUGGGCGAGGGCAGGACGGCGGCAUCCCAACCUAAGGUUAAGAAUUCUGGCUCACAGACUAGGUAAUGCAGUUUGGAAUUAUAGAACAGUCAAACCUGUUGGGCAUCCGGCAUUGAGAAAUAAAGAAGCAGUGCCUCUGAAAGUAAUUCCUCAUGAGCAAGCUUACAAUGAUUGGGGAGAGAUUCGAUGGCUGUUCGUAAGUAUGCCCAGACCAGUGCUACUGGCAUCGACAUGUCCGGUGCGACAGAUUCUGUAGAAUUUUCCCCCAGCUUUCGUUCUCCUUGGAGGGAAUUAGUUGUUCUUAUUCUUCUCUUUCAUGAUUCUAGUGGUUGUAUGGUUAGUCAAGGUGAAGUCCCACUUGUCGGGGUGGGUAGGUUGGUAGAUGGUGGUUGGUCGACCUUUCCAAACUGAAGCUGACGAUUUGCGCUAAUACGGUGUAGUAAAAUUGAGAAAAAGGGAAAAAAAAAAGGUAAAGAAAGAAUUGCAAAAAAAAAAAGGAAUCAAAAAUAUUUUCUUUCUUUCUUUCCUUUUUAAUCUUCUCCUGCUUUUUUCUUUGUAUCUGUUUUGUUCCCUUCCGACUAAUGGAUGAUUAAUUAUAGAAGGUCCUGAACUGU